Opisthorchis viverrini is the source of this 744-nucleotide messenger RNA. RefSeq lists its product as hypothetical. Lineage: Eukaryota; Metazoa; Platyhelminthes; Trematoda; Opisthorchiida; Opisthorchiidae. Gene Ontology annotation, molecular function: serine-type endopeptidase inhibitor activity. The record is from RefSeq and is a predicted model, not a curated record. Bases 1 to 744 code for a protein of 247 amino acids. The transcript is spliced from 3 exons.
AUGGCGAGUGGGAUGGACCUGUAUACUGGCUUGGCUCAGUUCUCAUCUGACAUGUAUGGUCAAGUUGUGAUGGCUCAGACAAUGGACCAGCAAAAUGUACUCAUGUCCCCCCUCAGCGUCUAUGUAGCAUUGUUAAUGACGCUGGCUGGCACUGGAGGCCAAACCCGACUUGAACUACAGCAAAGUAUGCGUUUACCACCAGAGUUGGAAGGAGCCCCAUUGCAUGAUAUGUUUGGAUCGGCACUCAGAAAGAUAUCUUCAGAGUCGAAAUAUGUCACUGCGUCAUUGGCUAAUCGAUUGUUUGUGCUUCAAAAUAUGAAUAUUCGUGAUGAGUUUGAGGACAUCUUGAACAAAAGCUACUCUGCGGAGACAGAAGUGCUAGUCGACUAUGCAGAUAUGGAAGCAAAGCGGCAGAGAAUAAACCAGUGGGUUUCUGAGCAGACAAAUUCAAAGAUACCGGAGCUUCUUUCCGCAGGCGCACUCCAGGAAAAAAGCAUAAUGACUAUCGUGAACACAGUUUAUUUCAAAGGUAAGCACCACCAUUGUUCCCAUAUGUUUAUGUUUUUUAAAGGCUUGUGGAAGCUUCAGUUUGACAAGCAAAUGACGUCGAACGGUUUGUUCCACCGCAUAGACGGCAGUGCAGUGGAAGUACCCAUGAUGAAGGCCCGCAAUUAUUUUCCCUAUCAAGAUCUCCCUGAACUGCAAGCGGUGGCGGUGAAACUUCCGUUUAGAGAUACUGCGUAA